UUGUGUUGUUUCCCCUCUAACAUUUAAAACAUCAUGUGGCUUUUUCUACUUUAGAAAAACACACAGAGAAGAUAGUAAAGUGACAAGGAUAUGUAUAGUUUUCCAGCAGUCAUUUUAAAAUUUAGAUUUUCCUUUCCACUGAUGGGAUUGACACAUUACUAGGAAAUAGUUUUGAUUGAAUAAAAAAAAAAAAAAGAAGAAGUUAGACCUUUUGAAAACAUGCAGUACUUAUCGUGGACAGUUAUCAUUGCUAUGGCUCUGCAACUAGUUUCUCAUAUUCCUGUGAAUGCAACAAGCAAGAACUGUGACACUAUUUAUAAAGGAUUUGCUAACUGUCUGAUCAGCCUUGGAGAGAGUAUGGCUCAAAAUACCCACCAACCCAAAGUAAAGGAAGACUUGGAUGACACUGAAGAGCUUGAUUUUAUAUGCAAAUCUUGGGAUGAAUUUCAUAAGUGUGCCAGCAAUGUUCUGGCCCACUGCCCUGGAGAUACAGCUGCCAUAUGGGAGUCCUUGAGACAGGAGUCAAGGAAAAUCCAAUACCAGGGAAAUCUACAUGACCUCUGUACUUCAAGGAAUCAGCAACUAAAUACCAUGGGAGCCAGAGAUCCUGGUGAAACAAUCAAAGAAACGCUGCGUGGCCUGGCAUAUAUUUCAAAACACAGUGUAUUAUCAUUUGUUUUUGCCGGAAUGCUUCAGUGGAUUAUAGCUGAGCAGACAUAACAAAUAUUUAUGUUUUAAAAAAGUUAAAUGAUUAACUUCUUUCUACAGAUACAAACAUGUUCUUAUAUCACUUAUAAUCACAGAAAAUAUA
Molecule: messenger RNA, 811 nt
Organism: Nanorana parkeri
Lineage: Eukaryota; Metazoa; Chordata; Amphibia; Anura; Dicroglossidae
Gene: NRN1L
Product: neuritin 1 like
Exons: 3
Coding region: 220-720 (166 amino acids)
Biological process (GO): nervous system development; neuron projection extension
Cellular component (GO): plasma membrane
Source: RefSeq, a predicted model, not a curated record